Osmerus eperlanus (European smelt) is the source of this 1352-nucleotide messenger RNA. RefSeq names its product insulin-like growth factor-binding protein 5. Gene Ontology annotation, cellular component: extracellular region. Gene Ontology annotation, molecular function: fibronectin binding; insulin-like growth factor II binding; insulin-like growth factor I binding. The record is from RefSeq and is a predicted model, not a curated record. Gene Ontology annotation, biological process: regulation of insulin-like growth factor receptor signaling pathway. Bases 351 to 1160 code for a protein of 269 amino acids. NCBI's taxonomy places the organism in Eukaryota, Metazoa, Chordata, Actinopteri, Osmeriformes, Osmeridae. The transcript is spliced from 4 exons.
AGCCUGGUCUGAACCGGACCAGUCUGCACGGAAACCUUCUCCAGGAGAGAAAGUAUCGGAAUCGGUCUCUAAAGGGAAAAAGUUCAGAUUUUGUGCAAAGACUCAGAGAGGACACAACUCAGGAGACAUUUAAAUACACCACAACCUGGUCACAUUGUUUUAUGUUUUGACUAAUUUAGUGAAAUUGCAAAAGGACAGAACAUUAAGCUCUUGCAUUUGAAUAUCAGAAUUUUAUUUCAGCUCACUUUGGAUGCGGACUCUCGUUUUAGCUUUAAAAUCGGAUUAUCAGACACUGGGCAUUGUAUCUCAGUACACUUUUUUAUUUGGGGUCCAUCAUUGGCGAGGCAAAUAUGUUUCUCAGUUUUUGUCUUCUGGUGACAUUUUUCUUGGGGCUGUCCGGGUGCUUGGGCUCUUACGUACCCUGCGAGCCGUGCGACCCAAAGGCUCUCUCGAUGUGUCCCCCGGUCCCCGUUGGCUGUCAGCUCGUGAAGGAACCGGGCUGCGGUUGCUGCCUAACCUGCGCCCUGUCAGAGGGUCAAGCUUGCGGCGUGUACACCGGGACGUGCACCCAUGGCUUGCGCUGCUUGCCACGGAAUGGGGAGGAGAAGCCCCUUCACGCCCUCCUGCACGGUAGAGGAGUGUGCACAAACGAGAAAGGAUACAAACCGGCCCAUCCGCCCAUAGAUCGCGAUUCCCAGGAACAUGAGGACGCCAUGACCCCAGAGACCACAGACGACCAGCUGCAGCUGGCUAAAGUGCCGCUCCACCCCAAAGACCUCAUCAACAGUAAGAAGAUCCAGGCUGUGCGUAAAGACCGCAAGAGGACCCAGGCCAAGCUUCGCUCCAUGGGAGGGCAGAUGGACUACUCCCCGCUGCCCAUUGACAAGCACGAGCCAGAGUUUGGUCCCUGCAGGAGGAAGCUGGACGGGAUCAUCCAGGGGAUGAAGGACACCUCUCGUGUCAUGGCUCUGUCUCUCUACCUCCCAAACUGUGACAGGAAGGGCUUCUUCAAGCGCAAACAGUGCAAGCCCUCUCGUGGGAGGAAGCGGGGUAUCUGCUGGUGCGUGGACAAGUAUGGCGUCCAGCUUCCUGGCACCGACUACAGCGGAGGAGACAUCCAGUGCAAAGACCUGGAGAGCGGCAACAACAACAACGAGUGAAGAGGAGACUCCGCCCCCCUGUCCUGACCCCCUGACCCAGGGCCCUGCUCCACUCCGCCCCCCUGUCCUGACCCCCUGACCCAGGGCCCUGCUCCACUCCUCCCUCCUGUCCGACACACCCUCCAGUCACUUUGAGAAUUGUGUUUUUUCAAAAUGAAAAAAGAGAAAAACGACAACACCCCCCCCCCCCCC